Molecule: messenger RNA, 753 nt
Organism: Trichoderma citrinoviride
Lineage: Eukaryota; Fungi; Ascomycota; Sordariomycetes; Hypocreales; Hypocreaceae
Exons: 3
Coding region: 1-753 (250 amino acids)
Source: RefSeq, a predicted model, not a curated record
AUGAAGACGCUCGUGUUCGUCGGCGCGUUCGUGCAGCUGCUGGUCCCCUGUUCAGCAGUCAUCAAGCAAUGCUAUUACCCCGACGGCAGCCCGUCAAGCGAUUUUCCAUGCGAUCCCAACGCGAAAGAGAGCGCGUGCUGCGGCUCCGGACUCGGGUCUACAUGUCUCAGCAAUCGGUUGUGUCAAUCAAACAAUGGGAACAUAAUUCGAGGGUCUUGCAGCGACAAGGACUGGUCAUCGCCAGCAUGUGCUCCUUUUUGCCUAGGUGCCGACACUGGAGGAACCGAUCUGAUAUCGUGCUCCAACGUCACAAACGCCGACAACUCAUUCUGCUGCGACCACACAAACGGCUGCUGCGACUCCGGCGCUGGCCGCUUCAACGUCCUGCCCAGAGACCCUGAUGUAUUCGCGACGUGGAAUAACGAGGCGAGCUCAUACCGCGUCGUUGGCACCGUGUACACCGGCAACCCGACAAGCACAUCAAGUGCUCCCGCAAAAACGACAUCGACAACAGCUGCUACAACAACAAGUUCCGCCCCGACGAACACGAGUCCUCCGAACGACUCGGACCAGUCAUCCGGGCUGUCUAACGGAGCGAAAAUCGGGAUUGGCGUUGGCGUUGGCGUCGGAGUGGUUCUUCUCGCUGCGAUUGCGUUUCUGGUGUGGAAGCUUCGGCAGAGGAAGGCGAGCUCGAUGGCCGUGCGCAUACACCCGCUGAGCUGGACGCUCGAGGGAAGAAGAACUCGGAUCUGA